Molecule: messenger RNA, 1656 nt
Organism: Closterium sp. Yama58-4
Lineage: Eukaryota; Viridiplantae; Streptophyta; Zygnematophyceae; Desmidiales; Closteriaceae
Source: the annotation of a GenBank genome assembly
AUGCAUCACAGCAGCCCCGGCCAACUCGCUUCUCCUCCCAUACUCAAAUCCCGCCUCUCCCUCCCCUCUCACCUCCGUGUUGCAAGCCCCCUCCGAUCUCACUGCUGUGGAAAUCUCUGUCGCGCUCCCCUCCUGCCCUUGUCUCUCACCUUGACUUUGCUGCCCAUUCCUUCCCUUCCGCUGCCCCUUCCUUCCCUCCCGCUGCCCCUUCCUUCCCUCCCGCUGCCCCUUCCUUCCCUCCCGCUGCCCCUUCCUUCCCUCCCUCUGCCCACAUACGUGCAGGUCCUCACAGACGCAUCAGCAGCCCCCGCCAACUCGCUCCUCCUUCCUGCCUCCUCCCCUUCCCCGCUCUCUCACGUCUGGCGAGCCCCUUCCGAUCUCACCACUAUGGAAACUGCCAUCGUGCUCUCAACCCCCAUCCCUAUCCCUCGCCUCUACUGUUACCCCCAUGUCCUUCCCUCGCCCACACAUGCAGCCCCCUCCGAUCUCACCGCUGUGGAAAUCGCAAUCAUUCUUUCGACGCCUGCGCUUGUCUCCCGUGUCGUCCUGCACUCGGGCCUGCCUCAGUACACGCCCCAUCACACCCCCAAGGUUCGCAUUUCCCUCAGCACCACCAUCGACCAAUCAGAGCGCACCACAAUAGGCCUCUGGGACCUCCCCUCCUCAGCCGCAGCCGCCCUAUCUGACGCCAAAUCAAAUCCACACUCCGAGCUGAUCUUAUCCUACACCCUGCCCGCCGCCGCCGCCCCCUGCCGGAUCAUCUGGCUGAAAUUUCUCCUGCCCGAAGUCCGUCAGCUCGGCGCUGCAGCAUCCUCCAUCUGGGCUCGCAGAAUCCGCGUUUACGGGCAGAAAACAUUUGGUGACCCGACAGGAAUUGAUCCCGUGACCUCCAGUGGGGCUGCUUCUGUACCCAUGGGAGCAGUCGUUGGUGGUGCCCCUGCUGCUGCUGUUGGGACGAUGGGCCCUGCUGGUGCUGGCGGUGCUGCUGCUGGUGGCACGAGUAGGUGGGAGUACCAGCAGUUUCUGGAGGCCCCUGCUCCAAUGAGCCGAUCACGGACCCCAGUCGAAGGGGAGAGAGUGUGGGCAGGAGGAAGGAUUCUCGAACUUCUUCUGCCCGUCUCCUCUCCUCCAAUCUCGGGUAUCCGGCUAGACGCGCUACCAUUGGACCGUUCCGCCGGAAUGUUUCUCUCGCUGCCCGGUGCAGCAAACGGCGGGCCGUUGGCUCGGGCAGCUAGGGGCGGGCUCAUGGAUGAGUGGGGGGCGUUCGUUGUCCCAUUCCGGCUCAGGGUAUCGGCCCGGCAGGACUCCUUUGGGCCUGCCACGGUCAUCACGGAAUCUAUUCUGCCCGCUGCCCGACCCAACACGCCUCUCUACUUUGACUUCUCUCGACCAAUAGCGGGCAUCAGAAUUCUUUCUGUUGAACUCAUAGGCGAUCUCUAUUCCUCCAAAGAAGACCUUACCACCACCACCACCACCCCUUCCUCCUCCUCCUCUUCCUCCUCCCCUUCCCCUGCUCUUGGCACCACAACAGCAGCAGCACCAGGGGCGGAUAUAGAGGUGUCUCUGGGGCCAUUAUCGCUGGCGGGCCGUGUUCGAGCGUAUCGCUAUGCUCCUGCGGGCGACAUGGCGGGAUGGUCUCAGCUGGCUGGCGUGUGA